This is a messenger RNA of Rotaria sp. Silwood2, 507 nucleotides long. The record is from the annotation of a GenBank genome assembly. Lineage: Eukaryota; Metazoa; Rotifera; Eurotatoria; Philodinida; Philodinidae.
AUGAACUCCCAAUCGCAAUCAAUAUAUCAGAGAAAUCCUUCACAACCAGAACCAAUAUACCAAACAGAUCCUGCACAAUCAACACCAAUGUACCAGACAGCACCUGCCCAAUCAACACCAAUAUAUCAAACAUCAUUCCAACAACCUCCUUCUUAUGCGACCGUUAUUGUAUCAUCACCAUAUGCGGUACCUAUACAACAUCAGCCGCCAUCUUUAAAUAACAAUCAGAAUUUACCAACAAAGAACCCAACAGAUCCGGGAACACCCCCUUUCGAAAAAAAUAAAUGGCCGCGUAAAUCAGUUUCGCUUGUUUGUCCACGAUGUGGUGCUACAGUAACAACACGCGUAGAAGCAGAAAUUACAAUGAUUACUAUGAUGCUUGUUGUGAUCUUAUGUUUUUUCAUCUGUAUUUUUUUCUGGAUACCAUUGGUUAUGGUAUCAUGUAAAAAAAUAACUCAUUAUUGCCCUUAUUGUAAUAAUGCUCUAGGUGAACGAAAAGAGCUAUGA